Pocillopora verrucosa is the source of this 3308-nucleotide messenger RNA. RefSeq names its product sushi domain-containing protein 2-like. The record is from RefSeq and is a predicted model, not a curated record. Lineage: Eukaryota; Metazoa; Cnidaria; Anthozoa; Scleractinia; Pocilloporidae. Gene Ontology annotation, biological process: cell-matrix adhesion.
CAGAACUCGUUAGAAAAAGUCAAGCUUUACAUAACGGCUCUGUCCAUAGCUGAUCAGAACAAUUCAAUCUGUAUCCUGGUGUAGCAAUCUCCACACAAUUUGUGCAAAGAAUGAAGUCAGCUUUGUCAUCAGUGCAACUUACUCUGUUUGCUUUGAGCCAACUUUCCAUUUUAGAAGCUCUUGUGCUUCCCAACUUUUAUACCUUUGGUCAGAGUGAGGGCGACCAGCUAGUUCCUACAAAUGACGAUGGGAGCUCUGGGACGAUACCGAUAUCGAUUCCAUUUCCUUUCUUCGACAGAAAUCACAAUUCGCUGUUUGUCAACACCAAUGGCGUAAUUUCGUUUCUUGUCCAAGUUUCACAAUACACACCAGAUACUUUCCCUCUGGAUGGCAAUCGUCGCCUGGUGGCGCCAUUUUGGGCUGAUGUUGAUACAAAUAAUGGAGGAGAGGUAUUCUACCGAGAGACAGAAGAUCCUAACCUACUUCAACAGGCCACUGAUGACGUCAGAAGCGUCUAUGUGGGUCAAAGGAAAUUUCGGGCCACGUGGUUGCUAGUUGCAACAUGGUAUAAAGUGGCUUUCUUUGGUGCCAGUGGGAAUUAUACAAAAAAGACAAACACUUUUCAGGCGGUUCUCAUAACCAAUGGUAAACACUCAUUUGUAAUUUAUAAUUACAACAAUAUCACAUGGACAACAGGUACUGCCAGUGGAGGGAAUGUAAGCGGGCUUGGAGGUUCUCCAGCACAGGCAGGCUUCAAUGCUGGGGACGGUAUAAGAUAUUUUAACGUACCGGGAUCAGCCACAGAUAGGAUUAUCAAUGUUAGCUCAAAUUCUAAUGUAGGAAAGCCUGGGCGAUGGAUGUUCCGUAUUGACAGCGCAAAGAUCGAGGCAGGUGGCUGCAACACAAAAGGAUCUCUUGUCGCGUCACCUCACUCUGUGAUGAUGCUUGGUGGCGAUAACAUAUUUGUCGGUGGGCCUUGCUACGAACCAUCAAAUCUGAUCGUUUGUGAAUUCCCUGGAGGAAAAUUGAGUAAUGGAACCUACAUAAACAACAUACAGUCAUCUUGUACCGUGCCUAUGCUGAAUGUAACUGGGAGAUUGACAAUCAAAAUGUCGAUCAACGGUGGAAAAAGUUUCGAUUUUCGAGGGAUUUUAACUGUUGUGAACAUCAAAAGGGUUCCCCCUCGUGUUGAUCGGCUGGUUCCAAGUUCCUGGAGUGAAAAUGUUCCUGUCAAGAUCAACUGGGAUCCAGGGCACCUCGGAGUUGACACCCUUUCGGUGGCUGUUCUUUUGGCGCGUUUCUCAAUAAAGGAUGAUGAUGUCUACUUUCAUAGCAUGUUUUCUUUAAAAGAAGAACAAAAGAAUACUGGAGAAAGUCAAUUUACUGUCCCAGAAGGAGAGGGACAGGGAGCAGCAGUUGGGGAUAGCCAUUUUGUUACAUUGGUGUUGGUCAAAAAGAUAUCUGGCAACUUCAGCAAUUCACCGGCCGAGUGGAUCUGGAGCGAUAUGUUUUACUGGUUUAACUAUGGACUGGCCGAGCAGAGAUGCAUGUUUUGGCACGAUAGGCAGCCCGAUCCCCAAAUAUAUACAGAUGAUGCCUCCCUCCUUCCUUGUCCACAAACGUUUCUUCAAGCACAAGCAGACCGCGGCCGAUUUACCUUGGACGAAUACUGCAAUCCUACAGCCGAUCCGUACCAAUGUGUUCUUUAUCAUUUUGGAGCCUCUCAUUGCUUCAGGGCAAACAUUCCGAGUGAGCAAGGUGCUGGACAGCAAUGCUGCUACUCUAGACCAGGAAAUUUGAUGAUCGGUCCACAAAAUGGAGGAUCCCUUGAUCGAUACCAUAUUGAGGCUGGAGUGCCAGCCUUGUCACAUUUCUUUCAAGAUCUUGUUCCUUAUUUGGAUUGCUGCCUGCUCUCUGACAACUGUGAACGUUACUUUGAGAAAAGACCUUCAGAUGAUGGUUCCCGCUACGUACCUCCUAGGCCUGCAACUGGAAUAACAGAUCCUCACAUGAUUACGCUCGACGGUUUUGAGUACACUUUCAAUGGUUAUGGCGAGUAUCAUGUCCUCCAGAUACCUCCUAUUGACUUUGAGCUUCAGGGACGAAUGCAACCUUUAAUCGAUGAUAAUGGCAGCAGUACUAGUGGUACAGUAUUCAAAGCGUUUGCAAUGAAAGAAAAUGGUUCUGAUGUUGUACAGAUACACAUUAAUGGCCGCCGCGAGAUAGAAAUUUUGGUUAAUAGCGCUCUGGUGGAAUUCGAUGAACAGUUUAUGAUGGAUUUUCAAGGCGCCACAGUAAUAAAGUACAACAACACAUCUAAAUACUCCUUCAUAUUUAACUCUGGACUAUCCGUCACAAUUGAGAGGGUGGAGGAUCUUUUACAGUUUAUGCUACUGGUGCCACCAGAGUUUAAAGAACAUACCAGAGGCCUUUUAGGAUUCUGGGACGGAAAUCAAGAAAACGAUUUUCUGCUUCCCAGCGGAGCAAGUCUUAGCCAUAAUUCUACCCAUUCCAGAAUUCAUUACGAGUUUGGUCAAUUGUGGGCAACGAACGCAGAUAAUUCUCUAUUCACCUACGAGGAAGGCAAGAACCAUGCGUCUUAUUUCGAUAAACAGUACGUGCCGACAUUUAUGGAUCCAGAUAACAUGGUGUUUGACAACGCAACCUUGGGUCACCUGGCAUAUGAAGUAUGCGGUGAUAAUAAGCAAUGUCUGUUUGACAUCAAGGCUACUGGAAAGGUCAGCAUUGGCCAGGCAGCAAAGAAAGCUGUGGGAUACUUCUUUUCACUUACCAAUGACCUUGAGACACCCGGAUGUAUUCCCAUGGAGAACAAAAUUGGCAAUGGUAACGUUGUGAGGAACGAUACUCAAGAUGGCAGAAUCAUCUACCGAUUCCAGUGUAACUCUGGUUUCUUCCUGCAUGGCUCGUCUGUCAUAUCUUGUUUGCAGGGACAGUGGAACGGCUCAACUCCGAGCUGUCUGCCUGGAAAAGCAUCGUAUGGCACACCAGGGUAUGUCAUCGCAGCUGCUACUGCAGGAGCGGCCAUUUUUGUCGUCAUAGCGAUCAUUGGAGUCAUUUGUUUUCUCAAAGUGAGACGUGGAAAAGGCCGCAGUGAAAUCUAUAUCCAAGAGGCAACUGAGAUGGAUAGUUCUAAAUAAGAUAUUACAUAUAGCAAUGCAGCAUAUGCUUCAAGUAAUGGUCUAAAUAGGCAUGUUCGCUCCGCUUUAGUAUCGUCACGAAUACUAUGUUACUUCUGAUAUAUAGCCAAUAAAAUUUAAGCCAAUCUUUUGGCUUUAUUGUACAUCAAA